Messenger RNA from Zalophus californianus (California sea lion), 945 nucleotides. It is a transcript of the gene BOLA1, whose product is annotated as bolA family member 1. Bases 465 to 878 code for a protein of 137 amino acids. The transcript is spliced from 4 exons. The record is from RefSeq and is a predicted model, not a curated record. Gene Ontology annotation, cellular component: mitochondrion. Lineage: Eukaryota; Metazoa; Chordata; Mammalia; Carnivora; Otariidae.
AACCAAUUUGAUGUAAUUUAUAAGAGCUACCGGGAGGGGUGAAGGGAAGUAGCCCAAUCAAACAGCCAAUAGGAAAGCAGAAAGCAGCUUCUUCGUUUGCAUCCUGCGCUACGAGGAAAUGACGGAUUUCGAGUUCUCCAAAGAAAGACUCAUAGGAUAUACAUGGAGAGUGAGAGAAGGAUCUAUUAUAAGGAAUUGGCUCACAUGAUUGUGGAGGCUGACAAGUCCCAAGAUCUGCCAGGUGAGUCAGCAAGGUGGAAACCGGGAAAGCUGAUGAAGACCUGCAAACAAAGAGAACCAAUGCUACCGUUCCAGUCCGAGGGCCAGCGGGUGGGGACCCAGGAAGAGUUGCCAGGACUCCAUUUCCCAGCGUGCCUCAGGACGCGACGACCGCGUUUGUCCGAGACCUUCAGGAGUCGGGUCCCUGAUCCCCAAGUGCGGCAGCCAAGGCUGAGCGGAAGCCGAUGCUGAGCGGGCAGCUGGUCGGGCGCCUGUUCUCCAUGGCCGGUCGCGUGUGUCUGUCCCGGAGCAGCUCAGGAUUGGGGACCAUCGGUCCCGUCGAGGCAGCCAUUCGCAUGAAGUUGGAGCAGGCCCUCAACCCCGAGGUACUGGAGCUGCGCAACGAGAGCGGCGGCCACGCAGUCCCACCAGGCAGCGAGACGCAUUUCCGCGUGGCGGUGGUGAGCUCUCGCUUUGAGGGACUGAGCGCCUUACAACGGCACCGGCUGGUCCACGCUGCCCUGUCUGAGGAGCUGGCUGGGCCGGUCCACGCACUGGCCAUACAGGCACGGACCCCCGCCCAGUGGAAGGAAAACCCUCAACUGGACAUGAGCCCCCCUUGCCUGGGUGGGAGCAAGAAAACUCGGGGAACCCCCUGAGCCCCAAGAGAGGGAAGACCAGGAUUCUAAUGGUUUGGGAAUAAACUACGGGCUUUCUUCCCUUCAA